Messenger RNA from Diospyros lotus (date-plum), 2229 nucleotides. RefSeq lists its product as uncharacterized. The transcript has a single exon. Lineage: Eukaryota; Viridiplantae; Streptophyta; Magnoliopsida; Ericales; Ebenaceae. The record is from RefSeq and is a predicted model, not a curated record. The coding region runs from base 1143 to 1751 and encodes 202 amino acids.
GAUUAUCGAGGUGAAUUUUUAUCAAGGGUUUGUGAAAUUGCAUUUUUAAUGUUUUAAAUUUUAUUUUACUUCCUCAUUUUUGUGUUCUCUUCAAUUUUUGGAUUACAUGAGUUAUGAAUCAAAUGUUAUGCUCUCGCAUGUCAUCUUCUGUAUUGCAUUUUUGGUUCCCCUGGUUGGUGUAAUUGCAACAAGGUUAUCUGCAUAGUUGACUAGAAAUUUGUCUUCUCCGGGCUCUUGUGGGUAAGGGGUAGGUCUUUUAAUGGCAGUUGCAGGGAGAGAAGCUGACAGCCUAGAGCUUCCAAUGAUGUAGUGGCACAGAUAUCUGAGAAAGCUAUGUUUCACAGAAGAUUGGUCUACUGAUCUUGUGAAUUGGGUUGGUUGAUUUGAAGAAGAAAAAGCCUAUUUAUUGAUGUGGGUUUCCUUUUCCGUCUCUGGGUUGAAGCUUCAUCAAUGGCCGUGAUGAUGGAUUCCUUGGAUUUGCAGGGAAGAUAAAUUAAUGGUUUUGCAGCUCGGAGGAUUUGUUUUUUUGUGCCAUGUGGUGAGCUCAGAGGCCUGCACAUGGCGGCCCUAAUUCCCAAGUUUUGAGGCUGUAAACAGAUUAGGGUUUUGGGUAUUUCAAGGGAAUCAGAUGCAGAGGAAGACCAGCUGAUUGGUGUUAGAUUUCAGAAGCCCGGUUUUUUAGGAACAGUGGGAAGAAGAGUUGGAAACUGAGAGAGAGAAACAACCCAGAAAAUUUUCAGCAUUUCAUCUCCAUUUCUUCCCUCUUUCUCAACUUGUUUCCAUAUCAGUUCAGGUAUAUCUAUCCAUCCAUCUGUUUCUAAAUCUCUGACCACAAUACAGCUUAUAUUCACAUUCGGUUUCCUCUUCUUCCUCCUCGUUCUCUUUUCAUAUGCAUGUUAGUCAUAUCAGUACCAUUGUUCUGGGUAAAAUUUGUUGAAGUCCGGUAUGAGCUUUCCAUGGUUUCAGAGCAAGAAAGGUAGCAGAGUCUGCAAGUUUCAGAUUUCUUGCCCUUUCACUCUCUUCCCAAUUUUCCAAUAAGAACAGAUCUAUCCACAAGCUCCAAGGAAAUACACUCCUUGCAUUUCUUUUCUGUCCAAUAAAGAUCAUUUUUCUUUUCUCCUUCAUUCUCUCUUGAGGCUCCAAUGGCUUGUUCUCUAUGUGAUUUCAGAAACCCUACAAAAUGGAUUGCUGUUUUUCUUCCAUUUUUAGUCUCUGCUCCCUUUCUGGGUUGUGGGUUCUUCCUGCCUCUCCUGUUCGCAGCUUUAUUUGUCACUCUAUCAUCCAUUUUCUUCACCUUCUCAAGGCACAAACCAGUGGAGAAAUCCAUGGAAGCGGUGCCAGAGUUGAAGCCUGAAACUGAGAAAACCAUCACCCAAGAAGAUGGGAAGAAGGGCUACGUGGUUAGGCCACUGGAUUCAUAUUCAGAAAGUGAAAGCAUUGAUCAGAGUUCUUCAGUAACUGACCAGGACUCUGAAGCUGAAUGGCCAUGCUCUGGAGAUGCUGCCCAGAGCUGGGAUUUCUCAGAUGGUUCGAUCUCUGAUGAAGAAGGCCUAAUUGAGAUAGCCCUCCCAAGUGGGCACUAUGUUGGGGCCAAGCAAGAGGAGCCAAAGCUCAGUCUGCAGCAGAAGCUUCCAGACCAGCUUGUGGAGCUCUUAGCAGACUUUAAUGAGGUGAAUGAGGAAGACAACUUGAUAGAGAUUGACAUUUCCAUAGGAUCCAUCAAGUGUUCAAGGUUUGAAAUUGAAGCAUAAUAAUCAGUCUCAUGGUUUGAAAUUCGAGCUUUUUUUAUCCUUCCUGAGGAUUUGGCUUAAUCAAGAUCAUCUUUUAUGGACCUUAAUGUUCCAUCCUUUUUGAUGUGUGACAGUGCAGUGGAAUCUUAAUUUUUCUGCCCAAUUGAUGGUUUUUGAUCUUUUGUGGAUGUGGUGUUAAUAAGGAUUAGGGUUUUAGGGUUGCUCUAGAAGACUAAAACAGAACCUUGGAUACCCUUUAAAGCACUUUGUACCAUUGCCUUUUUCAAUUCUUCUUAAUGCAUAUUAAAGUAGCUAAGAGUUGAAAGGCAGCGGCCUAAUAAAUAGGUUUUCUCAUCACUAAUCUUUUUCUUUUUGUUGUCCAUUUGGCAUCAUGUCCUUUCCCCCACACUUGAAUACUAAGUUUGAAGAUACACUCCACUUGUUUUGUGGGUCUCAAAAAAUGGUGUCCACAUUACCUGCUUUCAAAAAUAUAUAUAUA